AUGGAUUCAUUCGCACCAAGAUACUUCUGGUCGGCCUUAGACGGUGAGCGCGUCUACAACACCGGAACCGCCUGUUGCAGUUGCUUACGGCUGCGGAUAUACAGGAGUGGAAAGACAAGCAUACAACAGGUCCUGUUUGAGGAUCUGAGCCCGAAGCAGGCGUUCUUUGUUGAACCAACUACGAGACUGAUGAAACAUAGAGUCGACUCCUUCAUUCCUCUUGAAAUAUGGGACUGUCCUGGAACAGUGACAGUCGAAACCCUUGGUGUACCCCUAUCUAUAUUCACAACAAUCAUUUUCGUUAUUGACAUUCAAGAUUCGUACCACAAUCCGAUUGCUCGGCUCAUCGACUUCUUUGUGACUGCCUUCCAAGAAAGCCCCGAAAUCAAUCUCGAGGUGUUCGUUCAUAAGGCGGAGUCCAUGACAGAGGAAUAUCGCACUGAGAGCUACCGGCUCAUCCAGACACGUCUAAUGGAAGAAUUGUCUGACCUUCCGCUGUUAAGCAUCAAUGGCGCUUCUCCAGCGGGGCCGUCGUUCGAAGCACAGCAAAUUCCGUACAUGUUCCACCUUACAUCCGUCUAUGAUCAUUCUCUCCAAGAAGCAUUUGCGCGCGUCUUUACGCGCAUCCUAGCACCAGGAUCCCUUCCCUUCCUGGAGGAACUUUUAAAUGCCUUUAUUUCCACGUCAUCCUCUGAUAAGGCAUUUCUUUUCGAUACGAAGGCGAAAUUUUUUGUCGCUACCGAUAGUUCACCCGUUGACGCAGUUACGUUCGGACUAUGUUGUGACUACGUGCACAUGCUCAAUCAGUUCGGGUCGCUUUACAAGUCGGUAUUAUUUACCUCAUUAAAUGUGCUUUAUUUACUUAUGCGUCUUCUAGGUCUGCAAUCACUUCACCGUCCACACAUCCACGUCGUUCAGAGGUUGUCCCUUCUCCACAGUCGCAAUCGCCUUAUUCAACACCUUCAGACGUUUCACUACCAUCAAGCCCUAAAUCCGCAAAGAGUCGUCCGGAACAAAGCUCACAAAAUGCUUCCGCUUCCGCCUCCCGUUCUCCCACACCUACCCACACCGGCUCAACAAACAGCUCAGAUCCGAAGGCACCUACAUCUAGCCCGUCCUUUUCACGCUCCCGGUCGAGUACAACCGCCAAACCAAUUGUUUCAGAGGAGAAUGCGGAAACUAGUAAGAACACGAAUACUAACCGGAAGAAAGCAUUGUUUCAUCCGUCGUCGGCUGCGAGCCUGA
This is a messenger RNA of Fomitiporia mediterranea MF3/22, 1245 nucleotides long. RefSeq lists its product as uncharacterized. Gene Ontology annotation, cellular component: Gtr1-Gtr2 GTPase complex; fungal-type vacuole membrane; nucleus. Gene Ontology annotation, molecular function: GTP binding; GTPase activity. Bases 1 to 1245 code for a protein of 414 amino acids. NCBI's taxonomy places the organism in Eukaryota, Fungi, Basidiomycota, Agaricomycetes, Hymenochaetales, Hymenochaetaceae. The transcript is spliced from 3 exons. Gene Ontology annotation, biological process: cellular response to amino acid stimulus; regulation of autophagy; positive regulation of TOR signaling. The record is from RefSeq and is a predicted model, not a curated record.